This is a messenger RNA of Glossina fuscipes, 8682 nucleotides long. RefSeq lists its product as uncharacterized. NCBI's taxonomy places the organism in Eukaryota, Metazoa, Arthropoda, Insecta, Diptera, Glossinidae. The record is from RefSeq and is a predicted model, not a curated record. The transcript is spliced from 10 exons. The coding region runs from base 508 to 8229 and encodes 2573 amino acids.
AACCAAAAAAAAAACAAAAAAGAAGAAAAGAAGAAAAAAAAAAAAAUCAUUUCAUUUAACUUUAAUUUAUUACUUUAAUGACUCGCGAUCGUCUUGCAUGUUAUUCGAAUAAGUGCAUGUGAUUUUAAGGGGUGCAUCGCUAGUUAACAAUGAACUAUGAAAUGUGCACGAGAUUCACUUUUCAAUUGAAAUGUGAGAGUCUUUGUUAAAUCAUUAACUCGUGAAAAUGUUUUCAAAAAUGUGUGCAAAAAUUUGACGUAAAGUAAAGGCAACAACGUAGAAAAGCUAAUAAAGCAGGGGUGUAUAUGUACGUACGUAUGUACGUAGCAAAAUACAUAAAUAUAUGCAAGCACAUGUAGUAAUGCCUGAAAUUGGGGAAAAUUUUACACGCAAUUAAAUCAAAGCAAAAUCAACGAAUUUUAAGGAAAAAAAAAAUAAAAAAAAAAAUCUGGAAAAUUGUUUACUUUUAAUUGCAGUUAAAUUUGGAAUUAAAAAUUUGCUAACAAAAUGGAUCAAGAGCAGCCAAGCAGUGCAUCUUCGGAAACUGGCCGAAGGACGGAAACAACAGCAACAGAUGAAGGCCUCUUGCAUAAAACUCAAAUCGCAACCGGUACUUCAUUGACGAGAUUUUUAAUUUCUAUGGCACCAGUUAUGGUAUCAUUGCCCGGAGCUGAACUUACGUCAAUAGAGCAGCCGAUUAUUUUACAAGUACUUAAGAAUAAAGUGAAUUCGUUACGAGAAGAGGAACAAAUUGAAGAGAAAAUUCAAGGAGACAGUAGAGCGCGAAAUAAUUUUUCGAUAGACAUUAAAGAGCAACAAUUGCCUAAUAAUGAUCUACAUACUAAUAAUUUAAGCGUUAAUAAUACUAAUAAUCUAGUCAGUAAUAGUGUGAAUAAGUCACAAUUAGUUGAUAGUCAAACCUACCGGCCACAAACAAGCAACACUAGCCUAUCAUCGUCUUCGUCAAAUUCGCCAUUACCUAGAAGAGCUUCCACGCCACCGACUAUACAAAACGUGUUAGACAUUGAGUCUCACUUAAUUGAAACAUUUGAUGGAUAUCCUAACAAUGAAGACGAAGGUGUCGGUAUUAAAGAAUUGACCCCAAUCGAUGAUGAGCUACGAUCUGGUACUUCAAAAAUUGAGAGAUCAAAUAAUGUGCGAACAAUAAUUGAGGUGCAACCAGCCGGUGUAGUUAUUAAGAAACCUAUAGAGAAUAUUCAUUUAGAACCAUCACAGUCCGCUUUAGUUAUUGUUACCGCUUUAAAUAAAGAUAAAUCAAUUCAGAGCGAGGAAAUUGAGGAGGCCGCUGAGAUCUUAGUCGAAGAUAUCGCGAAUGAGGCAAUCGACAAUUACCAGAGGACUCACAUUUCAAAUGAGAUCGUUAAUGAGAUCGGCAAAGAAGAAGCAAAUAACAUACCAGACUUUUCCGCAAAAACUCAUGAAGAACUCAUUAGCCUAGAAUAUCCGCAAAAUAAAACAAAUUUGACCGAAGAUUAUGAUAUUAAACAUUCACAAAAACAAAAGACUGAGACUCAAGUGAUAAAAGUUGACAAUUCUCUAAGUUCCGAUCUUACCUAUGUCGUCAAUCAACAAUUAUCAGAAGUAACGAGUAUUUUGGAUUCUCAAAGCCGCUUAAAAAAGCCGGCUAAACAAAACGGUCACAUAUGCAAUCAGCUAGAGUUAGACUGUAAUGUGACCGAUAUUAAAGUAGUAAGUGUGCCUUCACCGAAAACCCGCUCAGAAGAGGAGGAACGAAAAUUAUUUAUAGAUUCGUUACCACAAAUACAAACGGCACGGGACGCAGACGAUAUUGCUCAAAAGUUGGCCCUAGAUUGCAAAAAAGAAUAUUAUCAAUCACUUAAAAAAUAUUUAAUACAAAAUAGUACGGAAAAACCGCCUGUGCCCUUACAGACCUAUCGUUGGGAGGAUCUACGCAGAGCCAAAGAAAGGGGUGGUUAUCCUUGGACGCAUUUAUAUAAACGGCCAUUAGGACCUGAUGAGGAGCCAGAAAUAUUGUUAAUGCUAAGAAAAUCACAAGAAAUACGUUUCAUCUCAGAAUCACCUAAAUCAAUUAAAAAAGUACGAAUUGACGAGCAAGUUACUGUUAAAGAAACAGAACGAUAUCUACAAGAACUAUCUGAGGAUGAGGAAGAUGAACACCAUUCCGAGCAACAUCUAUCGACACAAUUGCCAGAGGAUUUAGAAAAUCACAGUCUACAUAGCGAGAGUUUUUCCUGCAUUUCUGAUUCCGUUUUAGCGACUGGAAAACCGAAAAAAUCGAAUCGUUUUAGUAAAGUUCGGCGUUUAUUUAGACGACGGCGUUACGGUCUUCGGCCAAACGAAGACGUUCAAUCAUUACCUGACACAUUUUCGGAGACUAGUCGACAACAUAGUCUCGAGCAGGUAACAGCAACGCAACCGACGCCACCGACUGGUACGGCAUCAAUUUAUGAAGCUGUAAAGGCCAAUCGUUGUUUCCCAAUAAUGAAGAAACUGAAAAAUAUGGCAGACCGUCAGAAAAAACGCCUUCAUAUAAAACGAAUCGCUUUGGGUAAAGACGAAAAAAUUGUACUUAAUGAAGAAACAAAAAUUUUGAAACUUAAAAACUCUCCGAAAUCACAACGCAGUGACAUACCACAUUUUAUUGAGAAGCAAGAUUCAGAUGAUAUUUUAGAAAUUGUCGAGCUCGAUGAGUCCCCUAGCCGCAAGCGUAAGGACGAUGGACGAGACGACAAUGAAAUCGGUAAUGGAGACCUUAACAAUAUUAAAACUCUAAGUAGUAGUAGUCUAGUGAAACCAGAAGAAAUCAUUGAAAUAACAAAUUUUAUGGCAGAGAAGAAUGAAACGACGAUGUCUAGUGCGGCACCCCCUAAAAAGGCCCCUCGCUUACGUAGGGAUCAUGUUUAUGAAGAAAUCGAUCACCCGGAUUUUCCUGCACAAGAAUUUAAUCUUAUUUUAGAUGCCACCUCCGUUGAAGCUUUAAAAUUAUCACUGGUCACUCAGGACAACAGUGCUUUGAAAGAGGUAUCUACUACUACAAACAUUAUACCACUCGAUCGCAUGGGCAGUAGUGAAGAAGAUCAAAUAAUUUUAGCAGAUCAGCAAGGGACCGACGGUGCGAAAUCAAGCACUAAUCUUUUGGCGCCAAUAUCGUCAAUUGAUUCCACCUCUUCCGACGAAGAUCGAAACAAAAAACAAUUGCAACCUGUUUUAGAAGAAGAAAGUGAUCAACCAGAAGAUGACCAGCACAGCUUACAGCAAAUGCAGGUUGUAAUCGACCAAACUAUGGAGUUGAAACCUCCAGCUAUUAGAAAGGAAGCUUCACCAGCGCCUUCCGAGAAAAAAGUGACAUUUUCCUAUGUCGAAGAUGAGGCAGAGCCGCACCGUGAAGAUAUCGAAUUAUCACCUGAACAUAUAGAAGCUACCAAAGAAGCUAACAAACGUAAAGCCGCUGCCGCCGCCGCCGCCAUUAACGAUCACGAGUAUGAACCCAUAGGUGAGCCGUCUAAAGAGGAGGAUACUUUCGAUAAAACCAUCCAUGCACAAGCGUCUGGCGAGCAAACUCAACAAACAACGAUGGAAGCGAUGAAACAGGCCGAAGAUGUUCAAAAGGAAAUGGAAGAACACUUUUUUAAGACUGCAGCGCCAACACCUGAUAUGGAAAUUGAAGUCGAUACUUCUGAAGUAGGAGACCAUGUUCUUGACAAACCUUCGAAACUAGAGAAGAAAAGCUUUAUAGCGUCAGCGCAAGAUCGUACCCGAAAAAUGCAAGCAGGGCUUAGAAAUCAAGCAGGUAAGCUUCGAACUAAACUACGCCCAACAGUGAAGAAAGCACCCUCCGGGAGUCCCAAAGCAAAGGAUCGUAAGCGAUUUAAGGCUCCCGAAUUUUCCAAAAUGAAAAUGCCGGAUAUCAAACGACCAGACAUUUCAAGGUUUAAAGACUUCAAGCGCCCAGAAUUUACAAAGUUCAGCAAGCCGGAUAUGAGCAAGUUUAAAUUGCCGGAGAAAAUAUCCACUAUGAAAUUAAAGAGAAGCAAAUCCUUGAAGGAAAAUGAAAGUGAAGGUGCUUUGCAAGAAGAAAACAUGGUUGAUGAAAAUCGGGAAGUAGUUCACAAAAAUGAACCUAUAGCACAUCAAAAAAAACUUUUUAACUUUUCUAACUUUGGUACAUAUCCGAGAGCUUUACGAAAAAAGAAAAAGCCAACUGAAAUUGAAUCAUCAGUGGGUACUGCAACUGCAACUGAAGCGACCAGUGUGGUACCGAGCACUGAAACGCAGCCAUCGAUUGAAUCAUCUAGUUCACCCCAAGGCGACAGAGGCCCGGGACCUGUUCGAUCACGUUGGGCGGACAAAUUUUCUGAUGUCAGCUACAACGACAGCGAAGGUUCACGUUACAGGCGCUAUGGUAGCGAGUUGGAGAGCUUUGAUCGAGAGUCCUCCCUCGAACGUCGUCGAGAUGAAAAUGAAGACACGGGCAGUGAAGAACCAACUCUUGGCAUUCUAGGUGGUGUUACCGAUAAUAAGCAAUUCGCUGACUUUGACGAAGAGAAUCGCGCUAUUCAUGAAAUUUCUAAUCUGCGUUCGGGAGAAUUUAAACGACGUCCAAUUGUUCAUCAAGAUUCCGAUUUGAGAUCAGACGACAGUAAAGAGGCCAUUGGUUGGACAGACAAAGACAUCGAAAAAAAUACAUUAUUACGCAAAGCAGAAAUAGAAGCCGAAGCUAGUUUCCUCAAAUACCAACCAGAAGAUGCUGUUACACAAGAAACACAAUCAACUGCUAGUUCCGGUAAAAAGCUCGUUCUAGAAGAGAUCGACGAAAACGAAUUCUUUUUGCGUAAACGUGGCGUUUCGGAGGAUAACAAUGAAAUACGUCAGUACAUUAGCAACGCCAUCCGAGAAGGUUACGACAUGCCGGUCAAUUCAUUGGAGCGCGUGGGGGAGCCUUCUAGCUACGGAGACUAUGAAGUUCCACCUCCAAAGCCACGUAGACUUCAUCAAAGUUAUGCACCAGAAAACGUAUCACAAGCUUUCCAUACUCCACGCGAUGAUUACGGGGAUAAUAUGUCAUUGUCUCAGAAUGGUAGCGAUUUUUUCGUAGCACCGAAACCACCAACGCGCAAAUUUAAAGGACGUAGUAAGUACUCCUUGGAAAGCCAAGAGGCUUUCAUUGAUGAUGAACAAAGCAACCAAUUGCCAUAUUUUGAUAAUGAUGAAGAAUACUUACGACCUCCUUCUCUGUCAUAUAAGGAACGCGAUGAAAUAUUGAACGAUCUCAACAUGUCCGAAAAAGAAAAUAUUCCACUGACUGUGCCAAUGGGCGAUGAAGUUGACAGCUCAGUUAAGCCGCAGCCUCCGAAACGCCAAAAACGACGUCGAGAAAUAUCAUUAGAAAAAGAUUCAUACAUAAAUGGUUUCAGCGGACGCUCGGUGUCAAACAGUUUUUUGCAGCAGCCUGAAGAUGUAAUUGUUUAUCGCACUGAACACGAGUACCACCAUAUUCCGCUUGCAACACCAGAGAAGUACUUCGAUUCUGUUUCAACAAUACGUAAAUCCAUUUCAAAUUAUUCAAAUUAUGACGAUCGAACUUCCCGGGGAGCAAUUUCGUUGGAACAAACCCAAUACACACCUAAUGAACGGGAUAGAUAUUUGAUUGACAUGAAUGAAAACGAUGGCUACGCAGUGGUACGAAAGGAUCAAGUGCCUAAGCCUACGCCGCCAACUAGAAGAAAGAAGUUCGCUCGCCUGCCAGGGGAACGAUUUGCUACGAUGCCAAAUAUGCGCACGAAAAGAAGCACAUCCCCGCCGCAAAGACCGCCACCGCCUAAAGCAUACACCCCUGCUACCAACUUCCAAACAGUAACUGUUCGUAAAUCAGCGCACAGCCUUGACGCUCAACCAAACUACGAAGAUGACUACGAAGAACCUGGAGAGUCUAUCCGCCCUGAUUCACCACGAAAUUUGCAUUCAGGCGAAGUAAUUAAUAAGAUGAAGUACCGUCCGUUACCGCCGCCUCCACGACCACCUAGGGAAAAACGACAAAGAUCGGAGACCAGAGAGUCAGAGUUAGUUACCGAUUAUCAAAUGAACGGCGAGGAGCAAUUCGAAACCAGUGGUCAAGAAUCAAGAGAUGACGAAAUUAUUCAAUAUACCGAAGAAGUAGAGGCAUCAACGCAAACCGAUCCAUUGCCAGAUGAUUUCGUAUGUGAAGAAUUUGAAAUCACAGACGACAUGAAAAUCAUUGAACCUCGCAUUCGUACGAAAACUUUAGAAGAAGUAUUGCGAGAUGAGAUUGGUGAUGAACCUGAAGUGCAACAUCAAGUAAUUGAUAGCGAACAAUUAUCAAAAGGGUUGCAGCGUUUCAGAGACGCGAACCAACGAAGUCUAUCAGAGCGUUCAAGAGCUUCUUCAGUGGCAGACAGGUCAAAGUCGCAUAGUCGACCGCAAACUCCAUCAGCUAUUGUCGUUGAACGUCAAUUGUCUACACCCGUGCAACAAGAGGAUAACGAAACAAUGGUGCAAGCUUCAUUAGUUGUCCGACCUGUAGAUGAUUUGGAGUUAGAGGAAGAACAAUUGCGACAAGAUGGUUUAUUAACCGACAGUUCACAACGCAGUGUUUCUGAAACCAAGGAUGAUUUGCAUUUGACGGUAAGUGAAGCUUCGUAUGCUCCAAGUUCCGCGGAAUUAGAUGAUGUUUUGGGAAUUCAAGCGUCAGAUCAGGAGACGCAACAAACAGAUGAAGAAGUUGAACGCACUUUACAAAGAUAUCGCGACGAAUUGGAUGAAAUAGGCCGACAAUUAAUGGAAACUGCAAUGGCUCACGAACUGUCACCUACACCUUUCAGAGAGCAAAUAAAGGAAAUUAGUGAUACUGAUGAAAUACCUUCUGUUGAAGAUACGCACCUAACGACCAUUAAAGAAACAUGGGAACUAAGUGAUUCAGAGCCCUUACGCUCCGACGAGGAGUCCAAAAUGGACAGCAAAGGGGACCUCAGGUCUACGACAACCUUGAGUGAACUGAAGCCAGUGGAAAGUUCAGGUGACGAAAUCACAUUAGCAGAAAUGGCUCCUCAACCACCACCCCGACGAAAGUCAAAUGUAACUGAGCAACUAUCGCUUGAAGAAACAACUGCUCUUCAACGCAUAGAUAACCUGGAAUUGUCCACGUCGCAGUCUUUAAUCAAUAGAGAAAAAGAAUCUAUGCUCGAUCUACCGUGUAGAGUGAAAGAUUUAGAAGUCGAGCGCUUAAGAGUUAAUGCUCUGCAAGCAGGCCAAAUAAUGGUUUCUCAACUACACGGCACCCAAAUUACCUCAGAGGAACUAGAAUGCAAAUCGGGAAAUUUGAUUGUUAAGAAUAUAGAAUUACCGCCCGGUUUUAUUGAAGAUAUUGUUGAACGAGUGCGUAAAACUGAGCAAAGUCAAUUGCAUUCUGCCGAAGCAAAAGCAAAUUUAGAAGGCAGCUACGAAAAAUCAUCCAGCCCAUUACGCGAAACUCUUCCACCACCCAAACCACCGCGUCUAAGAGAUUUUGAAAUUAGUACUGUUAGUAAAAGUACUGAAAUAACAAAGGAAAUUAAAGAGAGUAUUCAAAAUGCUGAUGAAGGCACUCAAACCGAACCAUUAAUUGAGCCCUCAGCUUUGCAACAAACAGCAGUGCCACCCAUUUUUCCUUCCGCUGAAUAUUUGCACUCUUUGGCACCACUGGCUUUCUACAAUCUCCAUCGGCCUGGAAGCAGUCCAGGUGUGGCAGAAUCAUUUGAAAUGCCUAGGCCACAUUAUCACCGUGAUCGCCAUCGUUAUCAGCAUAGACGAUCAGUUUCGGAAUCCGAAGUUGAAGAAGAUCUUAUUGCUGAAAAAGACGAGAACGAGUUACCUCAACAAAAGCCAAGACGACGUACGCGUAGCGCACACGAUUUUUCAGAUGAUCAUGAUGAUGAAAGUGUUGCAAAAGCCGGCCGUAAAUUUAUAGCCCUUUGCAGUCUUUCGCUUGCCAAAAUCAUUAAUCAAUUAACCGAUUACCUUAGAAAUUCGGCGGCAAAUGAGGAGGGACAACUUGAACAACAACAACAACAACAACCCACCGACGCCAGAAAUAAACAAGUGCCAGCCCUGGUUGUCCUAUUCAUAGUUAUAACAUUUGCCAUAAUAAUAUUUUUAGUUACUGGCCGUAAUAUACACACACAUCACUGGGACUAUUUUAAUCCACCAGGACACGAAGGAAGACAAUCAUAAAUUAUUUAAGAAGCAUAGGUAUGACUCGGAAUUAACUUGGGGAACAAAUUGAGCGGUCUACAAAUUGAAAACACAAAAAUUACUUUAUUCAUAAUUGCAUUUGCGCUCGAAACCUCAAAUUAACAUACACAACUACAAUACGAGUACACAGUGGCCUUUCAACGAAUAAAUCACGAAUUUUUAUUGAUUAUAUAUUACGAGUUAACAUUUUACUCUAGAUGCACUUAUUAAGUAAAUGGAAGAAUGAUAAUAAGAAGAAAAGAGGCAUCAAAAUUAAAUACUUUUUUUCUAUGAGAUAAUUAAAGAUUGUCUCCUGCCUUCCUAUAUCAACUAUAUAAGUGCAUGCAUACUUAUUAACACAUAUCUCUACGUCUGCCGCCGUUACAAAACAAUACGUUUAGUAAUUAAGGAUAGAAAUUUAAUGAUUGAGAUACGUACGUACAUACAUAUUCA